Molecule: messenger RNA, 1294 nt
Organism: Leucoraja erinaceus (little skate)
Lineage: Eukaryota; Metazoa; Chordata; Chondrichthyes; Rajiformes; Rajidae
Product: stomatin-like
Exons: 9
Coding region: 201-1136 (311 amino acids)
Cellular component (GO): plasma membrane
Source: RefSeq, a predicted model, not a curated record
UCUGCAGUGCCCUGGUGCCGUAGCAACCCUGGCAGCCCUGUCGGAGGUGGGGCCAUCCCCUGCUCAUCCUCUGCCCCGGCCAGCCCAGUGCCCGGCCCCUCUUGCCCCCACUCGCGUGUCUCCCACUCACUGAUUGUUGCCUCUGUCCUCCAGCGAUCGGCUCCAGUUCCAGCUCGUGGCUGGACAGCGAGAGAGCAGCCAUGGAUGAAUACAAAAUACAGAUUCAAGCACGUAGCAUGGAUGAAACUGUGAAAGAGGAGAAACAAGAUGAAGCAGGGUACGGAUGGUGUGCCUGGAUGAUCAUCAUCGGCUCAGUAAUGUUAGUCCUCGCAACCUUCCCCGUCUCCAUCUGGUUCUGCCUUAAGACUGUCCAGGAAUACGAGAGGGCUGUGAUAUUCCGACUCGGCAGACUCCUUCGUGGGGGGGCCAAAGGACCAGGUCUUAUAUGGUUCAUUCCUUACACUGAUAGCUUCUCUCUUGUUGACUUGCGGACAGUGUCAUUCUCUGUGCCACCUCAAGAGGUGCUGUCGAAGGACUCUGUGGCGGUGAUGGUGGACGCUAUAGUGUACUACCGCAUCUUUGACCCGGUGCGUUCGGUGGUCAAAGUGAAGAACGUGGCCAGUGUGACUCACCUCCUGGCCCAGACCACACUGCGCAACAUCCUGGGCACCCGCAACCUGUCCGAGAUCGUCUCGGAUCGCAUGAACAUGGCUCAGCAGAUGGAGCGGCCAGGGAGAGAGACCCCCAGUGUGAAUGCCGUGUCCUUGCCACAGGGCCUCCUGUUCGAAGCGUCGCAGGUCUGGGGCGUCAAGGUGGAACGCGUGGAGUUCAAGGAUGUGCGGCUGCCGUCGGGCCUGCAGAGAAUGAUGGCGGCAGAGGCAGAGGCCGUGAGGGAAGCCAAGGCCAAGGUGAUCGCUGCCGAGGGUGAGUUGAAUGCGUCGCAUGCGUUGAGGGAUGCGGCAAGCGUGAUGAAGAGACACCCGACUGCCCUGCAGCUGCGGUACCUGCAGACGCUGACCGAGGUGGCGUCCGAACACACCUCCACCAUCUUCUUCCCCGUGCCCAUCAACCUGAUGACCGGCUUCGUGAGGAAGAAUCCCGAGACUGACGACGAGGGAAGCCAUCAUCGCCCCUGACGCCCGCACUAGCCCUCAAAGUAUUGCAAGCGGGUGAAUGAUUCUCCAGACAAGUGUGCCAUUUGAUGGUGUCAUUGAGUGUGGCCAUUCCACCUCCAUGCCCAAAGAGGUCGGGCAGCGAUCACCCAUUUCCUACAACGCAAGGCACUUUCCCCCCC